AUGGCUAAAGGAAAGGGCAAGCAAUGGGGCAGAGCGUACCACGUCUGCAAGGGCAAAGACUGUCACAACUGGUGUUGGGCAGACGCUGUGGCGAAGACUCCCAAGUGCAGUGGGCGAUGGGGACGCGAAGAGGGCAACAGCCGUCACUUCCUGCGCCUUCUCCACUCCAAGUGGGCUGAGCUUGGCGACGCCACCAAGGAGGCUUUCCAGGAUAUCCAGCUCCUGUUGGACUCCCUUGAGGAAGUUCCUUCGGCCACUCCUUACCAGGAAGAAGUUGGACCUCCAGGCCUCGGUCAACCAGGCCAAAGAGGACCUCAAGUGGACGAGCUCCAGGAGGUAGACAAGCUGAUGGAGGAGGCCAAGCAGGCCAUAGACGAUGCCCAAUCCAAGCUCACUGAAGCUCUGGAGCAGUCUGAUCCCACCCAGGCCUCCCCGCCGCCUAUUGGGGAAGUGGCUUCCUCUCAGGAUUUCGGCAAGGCCCUGGGAAUUGAAUUUACCAAAGAGCAGCAGGCAGUGCUGGACAAAGCCGUUGCGGCUCACCUGCCUCCGGGGCUCACCGCGCGCACCGGCCCGGUCUUCCACUUCCAACCAAGGCUCUCCCAGCCACAGGGCAAACCAGAUCAGGAUCAGAAGACAAGGGCUGAGGACCUCGAUUCGACCAAGGAGGCCCCAGACGCUUCCAUGAAGGAACCGCCAGAGGGCGAACUUGAAGAGAACUCCAACCCCCGAGACCGCAGCCCACGGCGCACAAGCCGUAACGGCUCCAAGGAGGCGAACAAGGCCCAGGAGUAG
Messenger RNA from Symbiodinium sp. CCMP2592, 792 nucleotides. Lineage: Eukaryota; Dinophyceae; Suessiales; Symbiodiniaceae. The record is from the annotation of a GenBank genome assembly.